This is a messenger RNA of Penicillium brasilianum, 5612 nucleotides long. Lineage: Eukaryota; Fungi; Ascomycota; Eurotiomycetes; Eurotiales; Aspergillaceae. The record is from the annotation of a GenBank genome assembly.
CGCUUGCGGUUCCAGCCCUUCAGGCUGCUCUUGACAACCUAUCGGCACCUUCGUUCAAUCAGACCAGAAAGUUGAGCGUCUUUUCUUCUGCCAAACUCAUACCCGAAUCAUCAUCCUCACACCUACACUGCAAGUGACGCUUCUGCUGGGUCAUUCCCGAAUCAUUCCCCGGCGAGAUAGAGGUUGGAGGUGCUCGCACUUUUGAGCUGCCUCCCUCCAACCCCGCGGCUUCCAAAGCCCCGCCUUUCGAGUAACACCAUGACCGAACAUACAACAUGAGGGACCCAACCGCAGAUAUGGAAGAGAUCCCCCAGCAACCCGCGACUAACGGGGCGCCGGAACCCCGCCGUCCUACCAAGUCAGUUCGAGUCGCGUUUGGACCCGAGCUAGAAACAACUAUCCCCACCCGUGAACGCUCCCCUACUCCAUUGAGCAGCCACCAUCGGUCCUUCACUACUGUGGAACAGAUGUCCUCCUCGUUGGCCCCGCCCUUUCGCCCCACGAGCUCUAGCGGAGAGAAUGUCGUGGGUUUCCCAGCCGAGCCACCUCGACGGCCCUCCCCUCGCAGGUCGGAGAGCAGCCGACCCGCCAUGCUGAAACGAGCACGAAGUGAUUAUGGACCGAGUCGUGUUACAUUCGACAAAUCACCGGGAGAAGAUGAGGAAGACUUCGCCAUGCGCCAUGGAUGGCAGGAGGAAUACACCUCCAGCGAAUACCUCAAGAUUUUGCACUCGAAUUUUUACAUGUACUUUACCGAGAAACGUCACGAGACCAACGGCAUCCCGCGCGACCCAGACGGCAGCUGGCCAGCUCAGGAAUGGCGCAUGAAGGAUAGGCUCAAGACCGUUUCUGCGGCGCUCGCAAUUUGUCUGAACAUCGGCGUCGACCCUCCAGAUGUCGUCAAGACAAAUCCUACCUCGAAGCUCGAAUGUUGGGUCGAUCCCACCUCGACAACGGGCGGUGGUCAGAACAAGAUCAUGGAACAGAUCGGCAAGAAGUUGCAGGAACAAUAUGAAACAUUAAGUCUUCGCACCAGAUACAAGCAAUAUCUGGACCCAUCGGUCGAUGAGACCAAGAAGUUCUGUAUGUCUUUGCGCAGGAAUGCCAAGGACGAGCGCGUACUUCUUCAUUACAAUGGCCACGGAGUGCCAUUGCCCACCCAAUCCGGUGAAAUCUGGGUGUUUAACAAGAACUACACCCAAUACAUCCCUGUGCCACUUUAUGACCUCCAGUCGUGGCUCGCUGGCCCUAGCCUGUUCGUUUUCGACGUUUCACAUGCGGGGAAUAUUGUCCAAAAUUUCCAUACCUUCGUGGAGAAGCACGAGAAGGAAAAUGCGGAGGCCAAGAAGCGGGAUCCCAAUGCUAUUGUGCAAAAUUAUAGCGAUUGCAUUCUUCUCGCAGCCUGCCAAAAGAACGAGUCUCUUCCAACGAACCCCGACCUACCCGCCGAUCUCUUUACAUGUUGUCUCACCACUCCGAUUGAAAUCGCUCUGCGUUUCUUCGUUUUGCAGAACCCGCUGCGGACUGAUCUCUCCAUCGACGAUUUCCGCGUUCCGGGUCGCCUCCAGGAUCGUCGCAGUCCUCUUGGAGAGCUCAAUUGGAUCUUCACGGCGAUCACCGAUACAAUCGCUUGGAAUACGUUGCCGCGCGCUCUUUUCAAGAAGCUUUUCCGACAGGAUCUGAUGGUUGCUGCACUCUUCCGCAAUUUCUUACUUAGCGAGCGUAUCAUGCGCACCUACAAAUGUCAUCCCAUAUCCUCGCCAGAGCUCCCUGGGACCCACCAGCACGCGCUCUGGAAGAGCUGGGACCUUGCCGUGGAGAUGGUACUUUCGCAGUUGCCUGCGCUGAUCGAUCACGAGGAGGGUCGCCGACAGUAUGAGUAUCAGCAUUCUACGUUCUUCGCUGAGCAACUCACCGCAUUCGAGGUGUAUCUUUCAUCUGGUCCCACAGAGAAGAACCCACCGGAUCAACUGCCCAUUGUCUUGCAGGUUCUUCUCAGUCAGGCUCACCGACUGCGUGCACUGAUAUUGCUGAGCAAGUUCCUUGAUCUGGGUCCGUGGGCCGUCCAUUUGGCUCUGAGCAUUGGUAUUUUCCCAUAUGUUGUAAAGCUGUUGCAGUCAGCUGCUCAAGAAUUGAAACCUGUCAUGGUUUUCAUUUGGGCUCGCAUCAUGGCCGUCGACAAUGGAGUUCAGGUUGAUCUGCUCAAGGACAAUGGUAUUCACUACUUCAUCUCCAUUCUCAACCCAUCUUCUCCGAUCCCUGUUGGAAAUGCCAGCGAGCACCGCGCCAUGUGUGCCUUUAUUGUCUCCAUCUUUUGCAGGAAUUAUCCUCAAGGUCAGAAUGUGUGUCUGUCUGGUGAUUUGUUCGACUCGUGCUUAAGGCAUCUUGGCGACGUUGAGAACCCCCUGCUCCGCCAGUGGUCAUGCCUCUGUCUGAGUAUGCUUUGGCGUGAUUUCCCGGAAGCGAAGUGGAUGGGAAUUCGAUGUGCAGCUCCGACUAGACUCUGUGAAUUGAACUUCGAUCCAGUCCCGGAAGUUCGCGCUGCUAUGCUUCAUGCUGUAACGACAUUCCUUGGCAUUCCCGAUCUGACCGAUCAAGUGGCUCAGAUCGAAGAGUCUUUGGCUUUGUCGGUCUUGCCCAUGGCGGCUGAUGGAAGCGUGCUCGUCCGCAAGGAACUUGCUGUCUUUUUAUCCACCUUUGUCAAGCGCCACCAGAAUAAGUUUGUGGUGGCUGCGUACGAAGAGCUGCAGGAUGAGAAACGAUCCCUGAUGCACCGUCUGCAAAGUGAAACAUCGCACACCAGUCGCAUCGAGGGUCAGAACGGUGAUGUUAUCAGCGAGCCCAAGCAAACCCAAUUGUCUCGAAACACCACGUUCGGGACAAUCUGGAAACAAGUUCUCAUUCUUUCCGUCGACCCGCACCCUGACAUUGCCCAGGACGCUGGUAUUAUUGUUGACUACAUCCACCUUGCCCUUCUAGAGUCACCCAUGUCGACUCUUGCUGACAGAAUCAGAAUUGAAAUUCUGGAUCUUACAAGCCGUAUGUCACAACGGUAUCAGGUACAGGAACGACCGGAUACCAAGAAGUCAGCACCGCCCUCGACGCCCCCAUCAUUAACAACAGCACCCUCCAAACAAGAAGGCUACCUUUCAUUAGGCUUCAGGCGCACUGCCAGUGUUGCCGCUUCCCUAAAGAACCUUGCAUUUGGCGGCUCCAUGACCGAUUCCUCGGAAAAUUCGACCCCUCCAUCGCCAACCUCAAAGAGUCGAAUGCCCAUGACUCCCCGCGGCCGUGCUCCUCCCGAAUGGACGCGCCCCCCAGAAGUAAACGACCACGUCGUUCCAGCAACAGCUUAUCACCAAGCUCCUACUCCCACGUCUCGAGGCUUCCAACCUAGGAACCCGGAGGUCGCACCUGUUAUCCCGUUGCAGAGCCAUUUCCUAGCCUGGUCCACAGAGGUAAUCCCAUCCUUCGUUUACGCAUCCAUCACCCGCGAGGAGGUCCUAGAGAUUGCUGGAAACCCCGUACUUACGCUCGAAAAGUAUUUCCGCGAGCCUCAGAUGAAACCGAACGAACCCGACGAACCCGGUAGUUCCGAUUACAAUGAACGACUUUGGCGACGCGGCCGCAAUGAGAAGAUUAUUUCAGAGACACAGCCCCUCAAGGGUAAGGCCGGCACAAGCAGGUGGGAUAAUUCGGUUACUCUACUCUCGAACAGCAGCCAGCCAUUGAAGAUGUGCUUCCACCAAUUCGAGGAUCAUCUUGCCGUUGCGGAUGAUCGGGAUACUAUUGCGAUCUGGGACUGGCAGAACCACAAGCGGCUAAAUCUGUUCUCUAAUGGAAACCCUGUGGGAUCGAAGAUCAACGAAGUCCGCUACAUCAAUGAGGAUGAUCAAGCCCUUCUUUUGACUGGUUCCUCCGAUGGUGUGCUCAAGCUUUUCCGUCAUUACGAGUCGGCAAAGAACAUCGAGGUCGUGACGGCUUUCCGGGCCUUGCCUGAACUAAUUCCAAGCAACCGCAACGCGGGUCUUGUACUUGACUGGCAACAGGGCCAAGGAAAAGCUUUGGUUGCAGGGGACGUGAAGGUGAUUCGAGUGUGGAACGCAGCUACCGAAGUGUGCACUAAUGAUAUCCCCGCACGCUCCGGUUCCUGUAUUACAUCUUUGACCUCGGAUCAAGUUGCUGGCAACAUCUUUGUUGCAGGCUUCGGUGAUGGCGCCGUCCGUGUCUUCGACCAGCGUCUCAAGCCAACUACAUCGAUGAUCAAGGUCUGGCGUGAGCAUAAGCAGUGGAUCACCAAUGUCCACAUGCAACGGGGUGGCUUGCGAGAGCUCAUCUCCGGUAGCCGCAAUGGCGAGAUCCGCCUAUGGGAUCUUCGCAUGAAUGGUGCCCUUUCAACCAUCUCCACUACCAAGGAUACUCUUCGCACUCUGAGUGUCCAUGAGCAUGCCCCUGUCUUCAGCAUGGGCACAAACCGCCACGAAGUCAAGACUUACAACGUUGAUGGCACAUAUCUCUCCACCUUCGAGCCGUACUCGAGCUUCCUUCACCACAACCGCUCCUCUCCCAUCGCUGGUACGGCCUUCCAUCCGCACCGCACCAUGCUCGCUUGCGCAGCACUAAACGACCACCACAUCAACCUUGUUUCUUGCUAGACCAAGGGAGAAAUUUUACCCCCUUUCCUUCGCUGUACGAUUUCUUUUUUUUUCUUGCCUUUUUUGUCUCUCUUUGAGCCCUUCGCUCUUGUAAUAUGGCUCUGAACAACAUAUCCCGCACAAUGUACCCGGCGUCUUGGCGAGUUUUCGGUUCUGCGAUUUAUAUUUUUUCCAUUCUUAAUUCCCAUCAAGAAUCAUUUUUUGUCUUGCUUUUGCUUGUUCAGAUCUCCUUCACCUAUUCCCAUUAUGAUUUUGCCUUCCUUGCGAGCAUACCUGUCUUUCUUCCAGGAGAUGAGGCACUCGGCUUCUGAUUUUGCACCUUUAUUUUUAUUUCUAUUACUGCCUUUCGUUCAAACUUUAGAACCUCCGGUCGUAAUGUACACUUCAUUGGAAUAGUUCUUCGAGCAAGAGGAAGAAUUGGAGAGAGCUUUUGCGUUAUAAUUGUUGCACUUGGCUGAACGUAGAUGGGCUUCCCUAAGGAUCAUCACGUUCUUCCAUGUCACCAUGCAAUGCCAUGACAGGCGUCUCCGAAAACUACCAUCUCUAAUAUCUGUGCCCGAUCUCUCCUCUCAAAAUAUUUCGCGCGUGUACCGCUCUUUGUACCUUUCGACGCCUCCCCAUUAUAAUUUGGUUGAUUGAAUCCUGCUCUCGAUGGGUCAGAAGUGGGUUGAUUGACUGGGAUGAAUACGACCUCAUCGAAGUCCGCGUUGGGACAACCAUCGAACUACCGACCCCACCAUUUACGCAAAGCCUCAAGCAGCCCGACUUUUUCUUCCGUCCAAAGGACAAGAAGAAAUUACUCCCCACAAUGACGGUCGAGGCUAGCUGGUCGGAGUCCGCAUCCGACUUGAAAAAGGACAUGGAGCUCCUCCUAACGGGGGGUGGCGGUGCCACCGAUGUCGUUAUUCUCGUGAAUUGGAAUGCGGAACGGGAUAUCAGGGCAAGUGGUGUCACGUG